UUUGCAAUCUGAAUGUAUCUGUCGUAGGCAGACUUAGGGGCUCUUCACACAUUCUCACUUUCCCACUGUAAGAUUUUUUAAUUGGUUGGACUAUGGAAACAUGCAGACUAUUAUGCAGAAAUAUUUUGUGCCAAUGCCUGGCACCAACACCCCAUGUCAACUUAAAAACAGUUAUGCUAUUAAAAACUCACAUCAUAACCACAAUAUGACAGUAGGUAGCCGACUCUGUAAUUCAAUUAAAAUCCCUGAUGGCUGGAGGAGCAUGUUUAUUAUUUUUUAAAAUAAUUAUUUAUAUUUUUAAUAUUGACACAUAUAUUUUACUUAUAAAUUAAAAUUAUGCAUUUAGCAGACGCGUUUUUUUCAAAGCAACUUACAAUGCGUUCAGACUAUCAAUAUUUACCUAAGAUGUGUUCCCAGGGAAUGGAACCCCCAACCUUGCGCUUCAUAGCUUCAGUCUUCAUUUUUCAUCUAAACACAUUUGUCAACAGUAGCCUACUAAUCAUUUUUAGGUGUGGAAAUUUACUUUAUAUCACGGAGUGAAUAAUGUUGAGAGAGGCACGUUUUUUAGUUCUUGGCUCGCCCACUGCUCUUCUGACAUUUUGAAAUACACAGGGCUUUGGGAAUGACGACGUACUGAUAGGCGUUAUUUAUUGGGGACCCAUCGUCCGUUGACAGAUGGUAACUUAAAGAGAGAGCAGUAAACAGAUAUUGGCGAAGGCGGUGCCCUUACAAACUGAAAGCUCGUGUCAAAGCGAGGAAAUUUUGAGCGCGGCAGGAACACACUAAAAAAGUGUUAUUAGAGGCUGACUUGCUGCACAUUCGGACAUUGUGCCCUGGAUUACCCACUUUAGGAGCGCCAUGACUUGGCAAACAAAUGCAGUGUGCUAGGAUGGAAGGAAUAUGGGUUCAGUGAUCGGUAAGCGCACGUAAACAAAUCUAUAUAGAGUGCGGGCAGGCUGGAAAACCUGAACAGGUGGCAUAUCUCGGGACAUACACGUCAAGUGGAGCUGAGGGACAGCUUGCAUCUUUCCGUUAAUCUCUUCCUGACGAAAGCUUUUCAACCCCUCUCCGCCUCGUCGGGAAACACUUCAUUUCGCGAAGUCUAGCUGCUAUUUUCCAGUGCUGACAGCACGGGUUCCGGUGUCUUGCAGAAUUCUUAAGAUGCACAUGGAAGUUGCCUUCUGGAUUUAAUAACGAACGCGUUCUUUCUUUCUCAUGCCAUAUGCCUUGUGACUUGGAUGCGUUAAAUAUCCACGUGUCAAAAAGCGACAUGUUUCCUGAAAUUAAUAACAAGUCAGCCAGACCCGAGGCUUUCCCUCACCCCCACAGGGCUCAGGCCGAGAACACAAAAAUAGGACCCAACUGCACCUACCCACAGAAGUGUGGGACGGGGGUUGGUACUUUGCCCCAGCUAGAGGCUCCGGUCAAGCAAGUUUUGGUGACCAAUGGCAAACUUCUGCAUUCGAAUGGAACCUUACCCAGUAUCGUCAAACAGUUGGUGCAAAGCACUCAAGGGAAUCAGGAGGAGAGGCCGAGGCCGCAGUUUCCCAAUCGCUUCGGUUCAUCCGUGGAAAACCUCUCCGAAUCCUUAACCAGGAGCAUCAUCAAUAAGUUUGAGAAGAUCAGGACAUAUGAAGGACAGAGGCUGCCUAUGACUCCAACAACGGCACUGAAGCACUUCCAGAACCAGCUAACAGAAUUUGAGAGGGAGGAGAUCAUGGACUACUCUGAGAUCUGGUAUCUGGGUUUGGACACUAAGAAGAUUGAGGGCUCCCAGGGAUCCCCACAGAAUUCAGGCUAUGACGACGAGCAUGGCAGCUACUUAAAGGUCCUGCAUGACCAUAUAGGCUAUCGCUAUGAAGUUCUUGAGGUGAUUGGAAAAGGAUCAUUUGGCCAAGUCUUGAAAUGUUUGGAUCACAAGACAAAUGAGAUGGUGGCCAUCAAGGUCAUUCGGAAUAAAAAGAGGUUCCAUCAUCAGGCUCUUGUAGAGCUGAAGAUCCUAGAUGCCGUGCGGAGAAGAGACAGAGAUAAUUGCCACAAUGUCAUUCACAUGAAGGAGUACUUCUACUUCCGCAACCACCUGUGCAUCACCUUUGAGCUGCUAGGAGCGAACCUCUACGAGCUUAUUAAGAAGAACAACUUCCAGGGCUUCAGUCUGGGGUUGAUUCGCCGUUUUGCUCACGCACUGCUCAAGUGCCUCCAGAUGCUGCACAAAGAGAAGAUCAUCCACUGUGACCUAAAACCGGAGAACAUUCUCCUGUCCCAGAGGGGACAAGGAAACAUUAAGGUUGUUGACUUUGGAUCAAGUUGCUAUGAGCAACAGAGAGUGUACACUUACAUUCAGAGCCGCUUCUACCGCUCACCAGAGGUGAUUCUGGGCCAUCCGUACAGCAUGGCAAUAGACAUGUGGAGUCUGGGCUGCAUUUUAGCAGAGCUGUACACUGGCUAUCCCCUCUUCCCAGGAGAGAGUGAAGUGGAGCAGAUCGCCUGUAUCAUGGAGAUUAUGGGACUUCCUCCAAAUGACUUUGUUCAAACAGCAUCAAGACGGAGGUUAUUUUUUGAUUCCAAAGGUAACCCAAGGAAUAUCACCAAUAGCAAAGGGAAGAAACGUCGACCCAACUCAAAAGAUCUUGCCAGCCUGCUGAAGACCAAUGAUCCUCAGUUUCUUGACUUCAUUCGACGCUGCCUUGUGUGGGACCCCACAAAACGCAUGACACCUGAUGAAGGGCUGCAGCAUGAAUGGAUCACAGAGGGACGUCUCAACAAGCUCCAUCCUAAACCUCGGCCUAUCCGGAAAGACAGUGACAACAAUUAUGAAAUCACUUACCGCAAAGCGACUUUAAACAGGACAGGCAAGGCUGAUAAAUCUGGUUCUGAUGACAAAAUUAAGAGGGUCAGUGACACUUCAAGCAAAGGAGGCAAGAUGGCAUCAGAAGAGCGUCUGCGUCCUAUAGGAGCAUCAGACGAUGAAGAAAAGAGUGAAGAUACAGGCAAAAGUGUGAGCAAGGAUAGCAAGUCGGAUUCAAGUGGAGAGCGGUCUGUUCAGAUCAUCAUCAAACCUCAGACAGGCUCAAGCACUGAUUCUUCAGAAGGACAGGAGCCUCAGUUUCUCCCUCCUAUUGUAUAACACCCUUAAGAAAAGAACGAGAAAUGUUUUUAUAGCAUAUGGUUUAUACUUCAGCCGCUUGGUCUGGACUUACCUAU
Molecule: messenger RNA, 3204 nt
Organism: Carassius auratus (goldfish)
Lineage: Eukaryota; Metazoa; Chordata; Actinopteri; Cypriniformes; Cyprinidae
Product: dual specificity tyrosine-phosphorylation-regulated kinase 4-like
Exons: 14
Coding region: 1223-3127 (634 amino acids)
Biological process (GO): peptidyl-serine phosphorylation; peptidyl-threonine phosphorylation
Cellular component (GO): cytoskeleton; nucleus; cytoplasm
Molecular function (GO): protein serine/threonine kinase activity; ATP binding; protein serine/threonine/tyrosine kinase activity
Source: RefSeq, a predicted model, not a curated record